UCCGUCACCAGCUCAGUCCCAGGGACAUCACUGCUCAGUAAUGUGGUCUUCUUGGAGGCGCCAGGAGCCCAGCUCCAGCACCAGCUCCUUCCGAGGGUCAUCACCAAUGAGUUCCUCUAUGUCGAGCAGUUCUCAGAGGAUGUAUAAUGCCAUUCAGUUUCUGCUGCGCAAGAGCAUCCCUGGGCAUGGGAAGGUCUUCGACAAAGUGCCAGAGGCAGAAAUGCAGCCUGGGGACAUCAUUCUUGUCCCCAUGCAAGAUAAGAACCUCCUUUACUGCCUCUUCAAACACGCAGCUGUCUACAUCGGGGAUGGAGAGCUCAUACACUUCCAGGAAAUCUCUGGUCAGGGUAGCAAUGGUCAGAUCAGCAAGGAAGGCUUCCAGGCCAUGAAAAUGGCAACACGGAAUUACCAGAUCUACCGGAAAAGAGGAGGGAUUGACCUCAAUGACUUCCGUAGCAAAGUCAAGGAGGCAAUGCACAGCGAAGCUGAGUAUCACCUAGGCACCAACAACUGCAUCCACUUUGCCCUCUGGCUUCUGGGCUUGGCAGACUUCUACAGGAAACUGGUGGAAUUCCACGAAGAAGUUGACAAAGAAAAGGCUGUGGAAAUCUCUGAUGAAGAUGGCAGAGAGGAGGCCAUGAGUAUCCCCAGUGACAGCCCUUCCAGGCAGGGCUCUGGUAUCCCUGGGACAGCUGCAGUGUCAUCAAAGGGGUUUGUGCUCCAUCAUGAGAGGGACUGGCAACAGCCACAUCAGCCUGAGCAUGACCAGCCCUGACUCACGGAAGAGCCUCAGCAUUGCCCCACGCACCCCAACACCUCAUCCCAGGGAAGGCCCUUUGCUGAGGAGGAGCUGUUCCCUUCUGCUUGCUGCAGCUUCAUUGCCAUGCAUUCAUGAGGGGCUUCAUUCCUGCUCCCUCCAUUACAUGUCCCCAUUUCCCUCCACCAACAUCUACAAUGACAAUAAAGCAGAGAGCACAAGACAAUGCAGAAGGUACUGCCUGGGUGUCCUAGAGCAGACAACGUGUCCCCAGGCAGCUGGGCUGGGCUGGGCUGAGCUUGGGCUGCUGCCAGGAGCCCAGCCAGCUGCCCCAUGCCUGCCCUCCUCAGCUG
Molecule: messenger RNA, 1110 nt
Organism: Indicator indicator
Lineage: Eukaryota; Metazoa; Chordata; Aves; Piciformes; Indicatoridae
Exons: 8
Coding region: 41-775 (244 amino acids)
Source: RefSeq, a predicted model, not a curated record